AUGUCAUCCAGGGGCUCCUCUCCCGCGGAAGGGUCAUCCGGCUCCUCGCCAGAUCCUGAUAGUCGCCAUAGUUCAUUAGUUUUCCGAGAUAAAGGAAAGGCGACCGAGAGCGCUUCCAAAAGAAAGCGGACCUUAACUAAUGGCGCAGAGCAUGCCAAUUCGCGGCAGCGUACGCGUGAGCCGGAUGCUCAGGGCGGAGUUGAGGGAGAAGAUUUCGACCCAGAUCAACCCGCGGAAGAGAGACGCUACCUUCAUCGCGGUUAUCGGGGUCUCUUCCAGAAUCUAUACGACAACAAUGAUGAGUAUCUAAAAGGAGAUUCAACAGGGUUAAUAGAUACUAUAUGGAAAGCAAAUGUGCUGUCGUCAGGUGUGAAGCAAACUGCAGAGGCAGUUAUGGAUUCCAAGCUUCUAGUGAGCACGGCGGAUGCAUCAUACCGCAAGACAGUUCGCCUAACUGCGGGCAAUAUUGCUCAAGGUGUUGAUGUAGACGAGUUUGUCUCAAAGUGUAUCACUUAUAUGAGACUAGGAUCGGGGAUUACGGAAGACGACGCACCAGAACUGACUGCUACACAACAACAUCGGAGGAGGCCGGGUCGGGGAGCCCUAGGGGAUGAAGGGGACGAUGAUGAUGAUAUCGGCGACGAGGGUGAUAUGUUUAAUUGGGGGCAUCUUGGUCGAUUCGCUUGCCUUCCAAAUAUUAAACGCCCAGCAACACCAGGUUUUCUCCUCGGUCCCCUCUCUGCCGAAGUAAAGAAACGAAAAAUCAUCAAACGUAGUGCUCCAUUCAGACCGAACAAUCUCCAGGAAACACGGCCCGAGGUUCUAGAUGCUGAAGCUGUACAAAGAUCGGAAAAGAACGAUCUUACUACUAUCUGCUCCAAGAUUCUUCAGAGGCUGAAGCAGGCGCAGGAAACAGCCCAGGAUGCUGUAGAGGAUGCCUUCAACCGCGGUGCAAGCGAUGAAGAGGCACAAAAACUGAUGGACCGCUACGGCCUAAGAGAUACGGGUGGUAUAGAUCUCCUGAGAUUCGUGGUAAAUCCACGGUCCUUUGGACAAACUGUGGAAAAUAUGUUCUACGUGAGCUUUCUAAUUCGAGACGGCCGUAUUAGAAUCGACUUCGACGCGAAGAAUUUGCCAACUCUGAGCUCAGUCGAUCGUGAAGAUGACACGGCCGCCUCCAAGCAUCGAGCUGAGAAACAGCAAGCUGUAUUCUCUAUUGAUAUGAAGACAUGGCGUGAUAUCAUCGACGCGUUCAACAUCACCGAACCGAUCAUAGAACACCGUCAAGAAGAAAGCCACCAAGGGCCUGGGUCUCGGGGUUGGUACAAUUAG
Daldinia childiae is the source of this 1332-nucleotide messenger RNA. Its product is annotated as Non-structural maintenance of chromosomes element 4 like protein A. The transcript has 2 exons. Gene Ontology annotation, cellular component: nucleus; Smc5-Smc6 complex. Lineage: Eukaryota; Fungi; Ascomycota; Sordariomycetes; Xylariales; Hypoxylaceae. Gene Ontology annotation, biological process: DNA repair. The record is from RefSeq and is a predicted model, not a curated record. Bases 1 to 1332 code for a protein of 443 amino acids.